ACCCACGAUGCUUCUGCAAGGAUGUAGCUGUCAGCUGGACGAACUUAACAGAUGUGACUUAAGGUGUACACACCAAUUUCAGGAUGUCUGAACAUGGAGAUGGAGAUGCAGAAGCGAGCUCGUCUGCCACUUUCAGACCAUCAUAUGCUCUGGGUCGAGGACUGCCAGGCCGAAUAUCACUGAAUCCACCUCCACCAGGCAGACUGACUUCUCUGCGCUCCAGAGAUCUGACUCUGGGUGGCUAUAAAAAGAAAACCUUUGUUCCAAAUGUUCACUCUGUUCGCAAAACUAAAGAUGAGUUACAGAAGGAGACUCGCAUUGCACCAAAGAAAGAGAGAAGAGAGAGGGAAGACAGACAAAGAGAGAGACGGCGGCGAGAAAAGCCUCAGACCAUUCAGUCUCACUCCAUCUUUGAGCAGGGUCCAGCAGACACCUACAGGAAGUUAGGUAACUGGAGCGGCUCUACCCUGAGUGACUGUGAUACUACACUUGUCACAAAAUGCAUUAAAAAGGAAAAGAAAAAUACUGAGGAUGAUGAUGAUGAUGAAAUUUUACAAAAACUCCAACGAGAUGAUUUUUUGGAUGAUCCUGGAUUAAAAAAUGAUCCCAAGCAAAGACCAAUCAGACUUCCAUUCUAUCAAGCAUGCAACUUUCUGUCAACAGAUGCAGCUAGUUCAUUUAAAGAAGAGACAGCGUCUGAUAAAGCACUGAAAUCAGCCAGAGCUAAGCAGACAUACCCUGUGCCAGGGAGGGGCACGCCUGCAUGCCCACAGCAGCCAACGCUUGGAGAACUGUUUCAACAGCUGACUGUUUCAGAUAAGGAAGAACUACUGUUUAUUCAACUUCCUGAUACCAUACCUGGUCAACCUAAAACCUCGAGCCCAGAGAAAACCAGAAAGGAUGGCAAGACCGAAGACAAGCGCUCAUCCCAAAUUAAAGCUCUUGAUCAGCCCGAUAAAGCCGCUGUACCUAUGCUGUCUGACUUCUCAGAGGGCCUGAUUGGAAAACUGCAAAUCAGAAAGUCUGGUAAAGUCCAACUGGUCAUGGGAAAUGUUACAUUAGAUGUCUCAGAGGGAGCGGCCUUCUCUUUCCUACAGCAACUUGUUUGUGUGCAGAUGUCAGAAGGCCUGACCGGGGACAUGACUGUGCUCGGAAACAUCACACACAAGCUAGUGUGUUCACCUGAUUUUGAGACUUUACUGCAAGAAGCCAAACUGCCAUCUGACCCCAGCUCGGCUUCCAAGUCCUGAUUUUAUCCCUCAAGAAUAUUUUAAAUUAUUAUGUAAAUAUCUUUUAAAUGUAAAAGUUUUAAAUGUGAAGUUUCAUGUCCUGAGUUGACAACUGCAUUAUAAGAUAAUAUUCAACGUAAAUCUGAGGCCACUUGAUUUGUAUUUAAAGGGUUAGUUCACCUAAAAUGAAAAUUGUCAUUUAUUCACCGUUUAUGCUAUAAAAGAGAAAUUUUGAAAAAUGUUCAAGAUGCUUUCCCCCCAUACAGUGUACAUUUGCACAUUUUGUGAUUGAGGCAUUGCAUAGAAAAGAGCAGCUUAGACAUUCUUUAAAA
This is a messenger RNA of Sinocyclocheilus anshuiensis, 1561 nucleotides long. RefSeq names its product DNA-directed RNA polymerase III subunit RPC4. Lineage: Eukaryota; Metazoa; Chordata; Actinopteri; Cypriniformes; Cyprinidae. Gene Ontology annotation, biological process: tRNA transcription by RNA polymerase III. Bases 84 to 1250 code for a protein of 388 amino acids. Gene Ontology annotation, cellular component: RNA polymerase III complex. Gene Ontology annotation, molecular function: DNA binding. The record is from RefSeq and is a predicted model, not a curated record. The transcript is spliced from 9 exons.